AUGGAUGAUUGGGAGGAUAUUAGCAACCCUGUUAAAGUUGCCGAUACAUGGGAGGAUGAGUCUUAUGAAGUUCCAGAUGCAUGGGAUGCUGACGAAAAGCCAAAAGAAGAACCAAAGCCUAAACCUCAGACUUCCAAAAAGUUAACUGCAAAAGAGAGAAUUGCCCAAAAGCAGGCAAAGAAGCAACAGGUUGUCGAUGAAAUGCUUGUAAAGCAGAAGGAAUUAGAAACGCGACAACUUACAGAACGUGAAAGGGAAGAACUGGCUAAGGAGCAGGAAGCCAAUCUUAUUCAGGAUUCUUUUGGCGUUGUUGAUGUUCCUAUCUCGCAGAACAAUGAUUUUGAUUUUAGCAAUGUAUCCACUAAGCAGGACUUCAACGAUUUGUCGGAUAAGCUCGUGGCAAAGUUUAAGAAUCUUGAGGUUUCCCCUCAUUACUCCAGUUUCGCUGAAACGUUCAUUCGUCAAAUCUCCCUUCAAAUGGAGCUUGAUAAUCUCAAAGAACUUUCCACGUCUAUCAGCGCGCUCAUAAAUGAAAAGCAAAAACUAAGUAACAAGAAUAAAGCGAGGAGGAAAGGGCCGAGACCUAAAUUGGUCGUGGAAAGAGGCGUUAAUGAUUUCGACCAAUACAACGAAGACGUUGCUGAUGAAUUCGACGAUUAUUUCUGA
This is a messenger RNA of Rodentolepis nana, 666 nucleotides long. The record is from the annotation of a GenBank genome assembly. NCBI's taxonomy places the organism in Eukaryota, Metazoa, Platyhelminthes, Cestoda, Cyclophyllidea, Hymenolepididae.